Messenger RNA from Drosophila novamexicana, 2422 nucleotides. It is a transcript of the gene Smyd4-1, whose product is annotated as SET and MYND domain-containing protein 4. The record is from RefSeq and is a predicted model, not a curated record. The transcript has 4 exons. Lineage: Eukaryota; Metazoa; Arthropoda; Insecta; Diptera; Drosophilidae. Gene Ontology annotation, molecular function: protein binding. The coding region runs from base 140 to 2410 and encodes 756 amino acids.
CUUCGAGCUUUCUGCGCAUCUCCAGCCUCGCAAUUAAAAAAAGGAGAAGAAACUUUGUUUCGCACAUUGGUGACCCGUCUUCCACGAACAGGCCAAUAUUCCUGUUAAACAGUAACGUAAUAUCCAAAACGUUAGAAUUAUGUUUGCUUUGGCAAAAGUUUUCGUUGAACAAAAUAAGUUAAUUGCCUUUAACGAACCUUACAAAAACGAACUGGAGAUAAUCAAAGUUUUGCACACAAUGCCUGCAGCGAAACGUCAACGCUUUAAGGAGCUGACCGAAUCCGUGCUGCAGGAUCUGGACGAGUCCAGCAAUGUGGCAACUCGCGCCAACCAUUCGCGCUCGCUGCGGGAGCAGGGCAACCAGGUCUACAAAACUAAAUCCAAGAAAAGUGGCAACGACUUGGCGGAGUGUCUGCUCAGCGCCAGUCGCCUCUAUACGCAGGCUAUUCUCGAGGCGGAGAAUGCCUACGAGGAACUGUGCUUGGGCUUCGCCAAUCGCGCCAUGGCACUGCAGGACUUUGGCUACUACGAGCAGGCCUAUGAUGAUUGCGAGUGUGCCCUGGAGUUUGGGUAUCCCAAGAAUAUGCAGCAUAAGCUGAUCAUGCGGCAGGCCUAUUGUGCCUGGAAGCUGGGCGAUGCCCAGAAGCUGGGCGAGCACAUAGCCUGCCUGGAGCAGCUGGAGCUAAAUGCCAGCUUUACCCAGCAAUUGGAGCAGCUACAGCAGGAGCUGCAACUGCUGCAAAGCAAUCCGCCAGCGGAGGAAGUGGAGCAAGCGAAGCUGGACGAAGUGAAGCGAAACAAUACUGAAAUCUCAACGGACGCAGGCGGCAGGGAACGCUACAUGAUUGCCUCGCAGCGUAUUAAGCAGGGCGAGAUUGUAUUCACGGAACAGGCCGAAUGCUUUGUGCCGACCCAGGGCCGUCUGAUUUGCCAGCAGUGCGCGGCGAGUCUGCUGUGCGCGCCGAUACCCUGUACGCGGUGCCAUCAGCGCGUGGUCUACUGUUCGCGCCGCUGUCGCCAGCUGCACGCGGCCAUCCACGGCUACGAGUGUGAGGCGUAUCGCAGGGAUUUGCUGCUCUCGCUUGGACCUUUCCAUUUGGCUCUGCGCGUGGUGCUCACCUAUGUGCCGCAUUGGCUGCCGCAGCUGCGCAACGGCGGCUCGACGGCGACAGAACUGUGGCAAACUCUGAUAGCCAUCGCCUCCGCCGAGCACCAUUGGCCAACUGCACCGCAGCAUACGCAGACCCUGUGCAUGAUGCAUCAUCAGGACAAGGCGGACGCCUCGAAGCUGAUGUAUUGCGUGUUCUCCGCCAACCUAUUGCAGGUUUAUCUGUAUAAGUGCACCAAUUUCUAUGAGCAGCUGCUCGCCAGCACAGCUGCCUCGGCCGAGGAUUGGCAUUUGCUGCUGGCCGCGCUGUUAGCGCGCACCAACAAUCAAUUGCUGAACAAUGCCCAUGUGGGCGAUGCCAUUCUGCCCCGCGACCUGGGCUUCAAUGAAUUUGUGCUGCUCCGGCCGCAGCUGUGGCGCGCACCAUUCCGUCUGCGCUUGGGCUGCCUGCACAAGUUCGACAGCCCAACACUUGUCAAGUCUCUCAAUUUGCCGUACUAUGGCCUGUGCAAUCAUGCCUGUGAUCCCAGCCUGCGCAGCUGGUACGAUGGCCGUUCGGUGAGCAGCUAUGCGGCGCGGAACAUUGAGCCCGGCGAGGAGAUCUUCAAUUGCUACACAGCGAACUACAAGACGGCCAGCUAUGCCAAGCGCAAGGAGCAGCUGGAGCAGACCUUCAACUUUCAGUGUAGCUGCAGCAAGUGUGUCCGUGCCGAGCCUGAUCAGGAUUACUUUGCUUCUCAUCGCUAUCGCUGCGAGCACUGCGAGCAGAUCUUUGUGCCUGCCCAGCUGGCGGAGCUCAGCUGGUGGCAGGAGUCCGAACCGCCGCAAAUUUGCUGCACAGUAUGCCAGGCGCCCCAAGAUUUCAGCUGGCAUGAGGAAUUUCUAGUGUUAUGCGCAUGCUGUGAUAAACCGAAUGCGCGUCACGAGGCGUACAAAGUGCUCGACAAUCUCAGAAAUUGGCUGCUAGACUAUCAUAGUCUCAGGCUAUGCUUGGCCAAAAAGCUAGUCCUGGCCUGCCUAACAGCCAAAGCAGCCGGACAUCCGUUCGAGGACACCGAAUUUAGCCAUUUGGGGCGCAUUAUUGAAUACUUGCUGGCGGGAGCUGAGGCGCAGAUUGGCAGCAACGCGGUUGAGUACAUACCCAUAAUGGGCUGCCUAUUCGAUCUGAUUGCCUGGGGCAAAUACAAGUGCAGCAGGAAGAGGCUGGCCAAGAUGCGGGCCAAGCUCGAUUAUCUGGCCGGCGAAACGCAACAGAUAUUUGUCAACUAUUACAACGAUUUUAUUGAGCCGCAUUGCAAAUGACAAUAAUAAAUU